AUGGGACAACACUUGACUAAUGAUGAAGGGGAACAAACUGAGAUUGAUGUGGCUGAACUGCAGGAAUGGUAUAAGAAGUUUGUGGUGGAAUGUCCGAGUGGGACUCUCUUCAUGCAUGAAUUUAAACGAUUCCUCAGAGUACAGAAUGAUCAGGAGGCAGCAGAAUAUAUGGAGAACAUGUUCAGGGCUUUUGAUAAGAAUGGGGAUAACACCAUUGACUUCCUAGAGUAUGUGGCUGCUUUGAAUCUUGUUUUACAGGGGAAACUGGAACACAAACUGAGAUGGACAUUCAAAAUCUAUGAUAAGGAUGGCAAUGGCUGCAUAGACAAACCUGAGCUCUUAGGAAUAGUUGAGUCUAUUUAUCGGCUGUAGAAAGUAUGUCAACCUGAAGAAGAUCAAGGGACACUUCGUCUCACUCCAGAAGAAGUUGUGGAUAGGAUAUUUCAGUUAGUGGAUGAGAAUGGAGAUGGGCAGCUUUCUUUGGAUGAAUUCAUCGAUGGGGCCCGGAAAGACAGGUGGGUGAUGAAGAUGUUACAAAUGGAUGUGAACCCAGGAGGAUGGAUCAUUGAGCAGAGGAGGAAAAAUGUAAUGUUCUAA
Rhineura floridana is the source of this 597-nucleotide messenger RNA. It is a transcript of the gene GUCA1B, whose product is annotated as guanylate cyclase activator 1B. NCBI's taxonomy places the organism in Eukaryota, Metazoa, Chordata, Lepidosauria, Squamata, Rhineuridae. The record is from RefSeq and is a predicted model, not a curated record. Gene Ontology annotation, molecular function: calcium sensitive guanylate cyclase activator activity; calcium ion binding. The transcript has 4 exons. Gene Ontology annotation, biological process: visual perception. Gene Ontology annotation, cellular component: cone photoreceptor outer segment; photoreceptor inner segment.